Messenger RNA from Durio zibethinus, 1430 nucleotides. The record is from RefSeq and is a predicted model, not a curated record. NCBI's taxonomy places the organism in Eukaryota, Viridiplantae, Streptophyta, Magnoliopsida, Malvales, Malvaceae.
CUCAACUACAAAAAUGGCUCAAGCUAACCAAUUGAAGGUUCUUGAUAGCAGCAAAGUUUCACCGCCUCCAGGCUCAGUUCCCACAACCUCUCUCCGUCUCACUUUCUUCGAUCUGCCAUGGUUUCGUUUUCCUAAUAUACAACGCCUUUUCUACGAAUUCCCAUACCCUACCUUGGACUUCAUGGAAAUCAUUCUCCCGUUGCUGAAACACUCUCUCUCCCUUACUUUCCAACAUUUUUUUCCCUUCGCAGCCAAUAUCAUGUGCCCACCACCACCCGGCAAGCCCUAUAUCCAUUAUAAAGAUGGUGAUUUUGUUACUUUCAUGGUUGUUGAAUCCCCUGCAGAUUUCAAUCAUAUUGUAGCCAAUUAUCCACGAGAUGUUAAAUUGUUACACCCCUUUGCGCCGAAGCUGCCAAUGGCACCUGCGGCAGAAGAUGGUACUUGGGUGCUCCCCAUCAUUGCCUUUCAAGUCACUGUGUUUCCAAACGCCGGUAUUUGCAUUGGGUCUAAUUACUGCCAUGUGUGUGGUGAUGGGAAGACGUUCAUGCAUUUCAUGAGGUCCUGGACAUCUGUUUACAUGGCGGGUGGUGACUUGACUUGCCUUGAAAAAUCACUUCCCUUGUGGAACAAUGAUGUCAUCAAGGAUCCUGACGGGGUGGAGUUCUUUCUCUUGAAAAUGAACUGGAAUUGGGUGUCAUCCUGUGGUGGGAAUUCUGGCCCAGCCCAUCCUGUAUUAGCAGCAGAUAAGGUGCGGGCAACAUUUGUGUUGGGUCGAGCCCAUGUCCAGAAACUAAAGCAUUUGGUCACAACGAAGUGCAUGAAGGGAGCAGAUUCAGAGCAAUUGCACGUAUCAACUUUUGUUGUGACAUGUGCCUUAAUAUGGGUUUCUUUGAUCAAAACACAAGAAAGUGCUAUUACCAACUUAUCAGAUGAUGAUAACGAUAAACUUUACUACUUUCUUUUCCCCUUCGAUUGCCGUAACCGCCUGGAAUUUCCAAUUCCUGAAACAUAUUUUGGAAAUUGCAUAAAACCGAGUAUUACAGAAAUGAAGAAAAGUGAGGUAAUUGGAGAAAAUGGGUUUGUUGGGGCGGCAACAGCCAUUGGAAGCAAAGUUAAAGAAAUGGAGAAAAGUGGUUUGAGAGGUGUGGAGAAUUGGAUACCAACUCUCAUGGAAAGAAUAAGAUCAGGGCGUCUAAUUGCUGUAGCUGGAUCGCCAAAAUUACAUGUCUAUGAUACUAACUUUGGGUGGGGAAGACCUAAUAAGGUCGAGUUGAUUCACAUUGAUUCUGGUGAGGCUAUAUCUCUUGCGGAGUGUAGAGAUGAGGAAGGUGGAGUUGAGGUUGGUCUAGCUUUAAACAAGAAUCAAAUGGAUGAAUUCGUUGCUAUCUUUGAACACAGCUUGAAGCUUCUUUGAUUUCAGUAUUAAUUUU